Molecule: messenger RNA, 1575 nt
Organism: Ramularia collo-cygni
Lineage: Eukaryota; Fungi; Ascomycota; Dothideomycetes; Mycosphaerellales; Mycosphaerellaceae
Product: related to mfs-multidrug-resistance transporter
Exons: 5
Coding region: 1-1575 (524 amino acids)
Biological process (GO): transmembrane transport; spermidine transport; spermine transport
Cellular component (GO): membrane
Molecular function (GO): spermine transmembrane transporter activity; spermidine transmembrane transporter activity
Source: RefSeq, a predicted model, not a curated record
AUGUCUGCCUCCGAGCACCCCAGCCGUGGUCGUUCAUUUGCCUCUGCGGACGAGAAGGACCUCGAGAAAUGCACCACCGGUCGUAAUAGCGAUUCUUUCGAUGAUUCAAUCGCACGAACCCAGGAUGAAACAACGCCAGCUACGGAACAGAGCUUCCAGCAGAAGCCAUCAGAGCAGACUGCCGCAAUGGAAUGGGAUGGACCCGACRACCAAGACAAUCCUCUAAAUUGGACGCGGCGUAAGAAGAUCUUUUACACGGCCAUUCCUACCGGCAUAGCAACGGUCUGCACGAUUGCUUCUUCAAUAUACACACCUGGUGUAGAUGGCGUGAGGCGAGACUUUGCCGUUUCUUCUGAAGUUACCAUCCUGCCCUUCUCGCUCUAUGUCCUGGGCCUUGCUUUCGGACCAAUACUAGCCGCACCAACAUCCGAGAACUUUGGCAGGAGGAUCGUGUACAUGGUGGGAAUGCCAUUGUUCGCACUCUUCACUCUCGGAGCCGGACUUUCAAGUGGCAUCGCCUCUCUGACGAUAUGUCGCUUCUUGGCCGGGCUUUGUGGCAGUCCUGGGCUUUCGAUUGGUGCGGCUACGCUGUCAGACAUGUGGUCCCCAGCAGAACGAUUGAUUCCGAUGGCAUGCUUUGUGACGGCACCGUUUCUUGGACCCGCGAUUGGACCACUCAUAGGGGGUUAUGUAGUCAUUGGAGAGAACUGGAGAUGGACUCAAUGGACAAUCCUCUUCUUUACGGUGGCCUGCAUCACGCCGCUGAUCUUCAUGAAGGAGACCUACAAGGCAGUCAUCCUCAGGCGCAGAGCCAAAGCUCGCGGUAUCGCGGUUCAGACUGGAACCCAGCCCUCGCGCUUGCAGGUCUUGAAAGGAUACGUCACCACUCAACUUACACGGCCUGCGCACAUGGCUUGCGUGGAGCCUGUCGUCGGUCUCUUUGCAAUAUAUCAAGGCCUCAACUUCGGCAUGCUUUACUCAUUCUUCGCCGCCUUUCCAUAUGUCUUUUCCGAAACCUAUGGCUUUGGCAUCGGUCAGACAGGCCUCAYAUUCCUCGGUUUAGGAGUCGGAUGCUUAUGUGGACUGGCCUUUAUGUGCAUCAUGGCAAAGACUGUGUUCCGCAGAAUCAUUGCACGCUCACAUGAAGCUGAUGAAGGGGGAAAGUUCCCACCUGAAAAGCGCCUCUACUUCGCCAUGGUAGGAUCACCUUGUCUUCCCAUCUCCCUCUUCUGGUUUGGCUGGUCGGCCGACACAGGUGCACACUGGAUUAGCCCAGUCAUAGCGGAGGCAUUCUUCGGCUUCGGAAAUCUGAUGCUGUUUAUGAGUGCUACGCUGUACAUCAUGGACUUUUACGGACCCCGGUAUGGAGCUUCGGCGAUGGGAGCAAACAACGUGACAAGAUAUGUGAUCGGAGCGGUAUUUCCAUUGUUUAUCACGCAGAUGUAUAAGAAGUUGGGGAUUGGAUGGGCGAGUUCCUUGCUGGGAUUCAUCAGCUUGGCCUUGGUUCCUAUUCCUUAUGUGUUUUACCUUUAUGGACCGAGACUACGAAAGAAUACGAGACACGCCAAAGCAUGA